This is a messenger RNA of Klebsormidium nitens, 2520 nucleotides long. The record is from the annotation of a GenBank genome assembly. NCBI's taxonomy places the organism in Eukaryota, Viridiplantae, Streptophyta, Klebsormidiophyceae, Klebsormidiales, Klebsormidiaceae.
AGGUAGCCUGUGCGCGCUAUAGGUAGGUACGUAUUCCGAUCAAGUGCGCAAAACAUACCUAAAUCCAGUUUCUUGUGAGUUGAGGAACAUUGAAUGGAAGUUCGUCAGAACACAUUGCUGUUGACAUCAGUGCCAAUUAAAUGCAGAUUUUAGGUCAAUUUUGAGGAACCUAUGCAAACGGAGAGAUUGCAGCUGAUUGCAGCUCCUGCAGCUCUUCAGCAGAGGGGCUCGCUGCGGCCCUCGAGUAGCAAUCAAUGGAGCAGGCAAUUUGAGAUCCUUACACACAGCGUCGAUGAGGGCGCACGUAUGCUAGCGCAUGUCUGCGGGAUCAAAUCUUGCGCAUCACGAGGCCAACCUUCUCAAUUGUUGCAAAAUGUCCAUCCAAUGUUGCUCGCCGGGUACUUUGCAAGGCAGAGGAACAGCCACGCUUACUAGUCCUGGUAUGAGAUCCCGGUGUUCAUCAGUUCUGUGUCGCUUGCCUCAUGCGGCAAAACCGAUUGUUGAGAGUUGGUCUAGUGCUCAUGGCAAGCAGAGAGAAUGCACUCACGGGCUGCCUUCUGCUUUCACAAACAUGCACGUGAUACUGCGAGAGUACCGUGGCAACUUUGUUGCUCUCCAAGCAAUGACUCAAAGGAUAGGUGGUGCUUCCAGGAAGCAUAUUGUGAUGGAGGCUUCCGGCAGGAUGGGAGGGCAAGUGUGGACAGAAGGUGGAGACCCUGUCAGGAAGGAGAGCGGAGCGGAAGCAAGCACAUCAGAGUCCAAUGACGACCAAUUUGGGGAUGCACAAGAGCAUUACUGGCAGGAGAAGACCGACGAAGAGACAGACCGGUUUCUAAAGCGGCAGGGGUUGCAGCCCCCUGAUGCUGCGGAAGUUGGAAAGGGAGGGCUGUUGUAUCCCCAGACGCCGGCAUCCGUCACGAGUUGGCAAGUUUUGGGGGGUUUGUGCAUUGCUGCUGCGGUUGGUGUGACGGGCUAUAGCUUGUGGGAAGCGGAAAGAUACAGGAUAGCUGUGAAAGAUCAGCAAACAAGGGAAAGCACGGCAACAGUGGGAAUUGCGACACCAAUGCCUUUGGCACCACAGAACUGGGCCCCUUGGCAGAUCCUCCCUCUCUCCCUCGCCCUCCUCAUCAGCCUCUUCUGCCCGCCCCCGCAAACCAUCCAAUUCACCCCGCCCCGGGGUCCGCUCCCCGGGGGCUCCGACAGCAGCGGCCUGGCACUGCGCGUGCAUCGCCUUGAAGAGGAGUUUGACUCGGGGAUCAAGACUGUGCGCUUCCUGGCCCGGCAGCUCGAGAAGCUCGGGGUGCGAUUCCGGUUGUCGCGCAGGACGCUGCGAGACCCCAUUCGUGAGAACACGGACUCCAUCGAGGCCGCCAAAGCGGAGCUGGCGAUGGUGAACGCCCGGCUGCUGCGGUUGGAGGAGGGGCUCUUUGAAGCGCAGGAGAUCAUGCUGGCCAUGCAGGCGCAGCAAGCCAAACAGUUUGCCGUGCUGGCGGCUGCGCUGCCAAAGGUCGCUUCGGCCCAGCGGCGGUUCAUGGGUGCGAACAAGCAGAAAACGAACGACUUAGGGCCGAAACCCAGCGUUCCGGGCGGGAGAGGCAGCCCCGUCGAGAAGAGUGGGUCUGUAGAGACGCCGGCAAAAGCUGUGCAGGCGAAAGCGGGGCAGAUCUUAGGGUCGAUUCGCGUGCCGUUUGUUGGAGAACAUGAUGGAGAGGCGAGCGUUAAACGGAAAGGAGGGGCUGCGAAAAGGCCGCGAAAUAGUAGCCCCGGGGCGAGCACCACUAGAGGGGAAGCAUUCAGAGAAAGGGGAGCAUCGACGGAGAAGGGGCCGGCGAGGCACGAGGGUACGUCACUGAAUGCUGUGCAAUCAGGGGUUAGGCCCGCACCGACAAAAGUUGGGUCUUCUCCGGAUCCAUGGUCUGCUGAAGCGUCGGCGCCAGGAAACGGAGUUCCAACAAGCGAGCGCACCGCCCAUGGCCCAAGCUCUGCGGGCGAAAAGGUUGACGCUGCGGUGGACAGUAAAGACCCGCUCAAGAUGCUCAGUGCGCUCGAUGCAGAGUCCUUGGUCAAGAACGUCGAAGUCCCCGAGCGCUUCGUUGAAGAAAAGGCAAUGUGGGAGGCCUACAAGAAUUCGUUGGUAGACCGGAAGGUUGACUUGCACGGCCCUGCACAGUAGUCUUUUUGAAUUUGAGAACGAGUCCUUGUGAGUGUGCUUUCUCAGUCCUGUAUAGAACAACUUUUUUCGUCGACUGCAGCGCUUUGAGCGGACUGAUUUUGUGCUACCUCAGCAUCCGAAUCGCAUACACACCGUUUGAAAUCUACCACCUGCAAAUGCGCGGCAAGAUUGGUGACCCACGGCCCGGAAAUGGGGGCCAAACUGUAGUUUCUAAGUAGUUGGUAGGCGGCAAGCUACCGUAGAUUGGCUUUGAUCAAUGCCCGGAUUUGCAACUGUCGUUAUAAUCGUCGAGUACAGUGCUUCGACACUUGCAAUCUAUUGAACCUUUCGGGACAAUGAUACGAAUG